CAGCUGAGCGGAGGCUCGCACUGGCGAGAGUGUAUCGCAAGCAAGGGGCUGGAAGUUUCAGACUAGCGACGCAACCACAGCAACUUUGACAGCGGAUUGACAAAGUUUUUCCAAGUGUUUUGAUUUUGUGAAACCUUCUGGAUUUACCUGUGGUGAACUGGGUGAAAGGCUAUGCGAUCCUCGGCAGUGUCCUGAGACUGUGUAGCCUCUGCUUUUACAAGUGGAACACAACCCGCUUCUGAAAUGGACUGAACGCGACAAUAUUUAAAUACACAUUUUGGCUUUUUAUUAUAGUUAAAUACACAUUGGACUUUAGUUCCUUUGCAUUUAAAUUUAACGUAGUUUGGCUUGUUUGGAACUUGUUCCUCAAGUGGACUUGGACUUUCGGGAAUUUACGACACAGUCAGAUUGAACUUUGCAUAAGAAAACAUGACGGCCGAUAAGGACAAGAAAAGAAGCAGCUCGGACCGUCGGAAGGAGAAGUCCCGUGACGCGGCGCGCUGCAGACGCAGCAAGGAGACGGAGGUGUUCUACGAGCUGGCUCAGCAGCUGCCUCUCCCACACAGCGUGACCUCUCACCUGGACAAGGCCUCCAUCAUGAGGCUGGCCAUCAGCUUCCUCCGCACACGCAAGCUCCUCGCUGCAGGCUGCAACAGCAGGGAGACAAUGGAGGACAGACAAAUGGACAGCAUGUAUCUGAAAACACUGGAGGGCUUUGUUACUGUCGUGACAUCGGACGGUGACAUCAUCUUCCUGUCAGAGAACAUCAACAAGUUCAUGGGCUUGACGCAGGUGGAGCUGACAGGACACAGCAUCUUUGACUUCACCCAUCCUUGCGACCAUGAGGAAAUCAGAGAGAACCUCAGUCUGAAGACUUCUGGCACCGGCUUUGGCAAGAAGGGCAAAGAGCUGAGCACAGAGAGAGAUUUCUUCAUGAGGAUGAAAUGCACAGUGACCAACCGUGGAAGAACAGUCAACCUCAAGUCAGCCAGCUGGAAGGUUCUGCACUGCACAGGCCACCUGAAGGUGUACAACAGCAGCCCGCCUCGCGUGGUGUGUGGCUUCAAGGAGGCCCCCCUCACCUGCCUGGUGAUGAUGUGUGAGCCCAUCCCCCACCCCUCCAACAUAGACACGCCCCUGGACAGCAAGACCUUCCUCAGCCGACACAGCAUGGACAUGAAGUUCACCUACUGCGAUGACAGAGUCUCUGAGCUGAUGGGCUAUAGUCCGGAGAACCUAAUGGGCCGUUCUGUCUACGAGUUCUACCAUGCCCUGGACUCAGACAGUGUCACCAAGAGCCACCAGAACUUGUGUACCAAGGGACAGGCGGUGAGCGGCCGCUAUCGUAUGCUUGCCAAACAUGGAGGGUAUGUGUGGGUGGAGACCCAAGGCACCGUCAUCUACAACAGCCGCAACUCACAGCCUCAGUGCAUUGUCUGCAUCAACUACGUCCUCAGUGACAUUGAGGAGAAGUCCACAGUGUUCUCCAUGGAGCAGACAGAGUCUCUGUUCAAGCCCCACCACAUGUCCGGCCUCAUCCAGCCGGGCCCAGGGCUGGGGGCUGACCCAGAGGAGAGCCUCUUCAGCAAGCUCAAGGACGAACCCGAAGACCUCAAUCUGCUGGCGCCUACCCCCGGAGACGGCAUCAUCGCCCUUGACUUUGGACGGCCCAAGUUUGAGGAGCCCAAGCUGCCCCUCAUCUACCCCAAGAUGGCCCCCAGGGCCCCCCCAGACCCCCAGGCCCACAAGCCGGCCCCCCCAGCAGAGAUGACCAGCAGCAUGGCUGCCACCUUCGCCGUGGCACAGAAACCUCCGCCGGGAAGUGCCACCCCCAGCCUGAGUAGCUGCUCCACGCCCAGCAGCCCAGGGGACUACUACACCUCGGUGGAGAGUGAUCUGAAGGUGGAGCUGACGGAGAAGCUGUUUGCGCUGGACACCGAAGGCACCAAGAGCCCUGACAGCACAGAGGCGGACCUGAGUGACCUGGACCUGGAGACGUUGGCCCCCUACAUCCCCAUGGACGGAGAAGACUUCCAGCUGAACCCCAUCAUCCCGGAGGACGCCACAGUGGAGGGCCAGGGCCUGGGCCACUCCUCCAGCCAGAACAGCUUCAGCAACAUAGCCAGCCUCUUCCAGCCCCUAGCCUCCCCCCAGCCAGGCCUUUACCCCCACUCAGCCACUGCCAAGUGGGGCUCCGGGGACAAGAGAGGGCCUGGUGGCUGCCCCAUAGACCCCAGACCCACCGUGGCAUACAUGGGCCACUCUCAGAUACCCCCCUACCACGCCCCAGCCAGCACCCCCCUUUCCUCCAUGGGGGGCCGCCAGAACGUCCAGUGGCCCCCAGACCCCCCCAUAAACUUCCAACAGAUGUCCAAGCAGGGCCUGGUGGAGCCAAUGGGGUUGGGUCACUCGUGUCAGGUGAACGGGAUGCCUCAUCACAAACAGAGGUCCAUGGAGAACUUUGUCCAGGCUUACAGAGGUAUGAGCCCAGCCAGCCACCCCAUGGCCAACAACUUCAAACGUUCCUACACACAGAUGGUUGUGAAUGACGCGACCCCUGGUAGGCCCUCAGAGAUGACCUGGAAGAGGAUGAGGAACGAGAGCUGUGCCCUUCUGGAUCGUUCUCUGAGCGCCAGCUCACUGGCAGAGCCAGGUAUGUACAGGCAGGAUGACCAGCGUCUUUGCCCCCUGCUGCAGCACAGAGGUUCCCAGUGUCCAGGAAGUUGUAGUAGUGUGCCCAAGAAAACCUUCACUGAACAGUGCUGCAACCACUCACAAUUCAACGGAAUGCCUUCCAACAAAACAGAAGGGGUCGCCAGUCGUCUGUUGGGCCCCUCGUUUGAGUCCUACCUGCCUGAGCUCACCCGCUACGACUGUGAGGUGAACGUGCCCCUGCAAGGCAACCUGCACCUUCUGCAUGGACGUGACCUGCUGAGGGCCUUAGACCAGGCCUCCUAAACCCUGGCACUGUCCUCCCCUCUGCCCACCCCGGAGCCUGCCCCAGACCCUGUCCCCAGACCCUGCCCCAGACCCUGUCUUACACCCUGUCCCCAGACCCUGCCC
This is a messenger RNA of Hypomesus transpacificus, 3063 nucleotides long. RefSeq names its product endothelial PAS domain protein 1b (gene epas1b). The transcript is spliced from 16 exons. Gene Ontology annotation, molecular function: DNA-binding transcription factor activity, RNA polymerase II-specific; RNA polymerase II transcription regulatory region sequence-specific DNA binding; protein dimerization activity. Bases 430 to 2958 code for a protein of 842 amino acids. The record is from RefSeq and is a predicted model, not a curated record. Gene Ontology annotation, biological process: cellular response to hypoxia; regulation of transcription by RNA polymerase II. Lineage: Eukaryota; Metazoa; Chordata; Actinopteri; Osmeriformes; Osmeridae.